Camellia sinensis is the source of this 1203-nucleotide messenger RNA. Its product is annotated as protein LIGHT-DEPENDENT SHORT HYPOCOTYLS 5. Gene Ontology annotation, biological process: response to light stimulus; mRNA transcription. Gene Ontology annotation, cellular component: nucleus. The record is from RefSeq and is a predicted model, not a curated record. NCBI's taxonomy places the organism in Eukaryota, Viridiplantae, Streptophyta, Magnoliopsida, Ericales, Theaceae.
AGAGAGAGAGAGAGAGAGAGAGAGAGAGAGAGAGUCAGUCCUUCCUCAUUCAUCCCUUGUACACAUUUCCUUCCUUUUCACGUCCUAUCAACUCUCUCUCUCUGUCUCUCGCAAAACACCCUCCGUCUCGCGAACUAAAAAAAAAAAAACUCUCAAAUAAUAGACCCCCAAAAAGAAAAAACAGAAACGAAUUCGAUUAGGUGUGAGCAAGGAAGAGAUCGAGUUCCAAAAUUGAGAAAACCAGGUUGUCCAAAGAUUUGAAUAGACAACUCUGAUUGAUGGAUUCAUCAUCCGGAGCCGGACCAUCCGACCCGAGCGGAGGCGAAGGUCCAUCGUCUGCAACCGUAGGAGGAGGACGAUCGGAGGAAGGUGCGUCAACGGCGGCGGCGCAGCCUCCUCCGCCGAGUCGGUACGAGUCACAAAAGCGACGCGACUGGAACACGUUCUUGCAGUACCUGAAAAACCACAAGCCGCCGUUGACGCUAGCUCAUUGCAGCGGCGCACACGUGAUCGAGUUUUUGAAGUACCUGGACCAGUUCGGGAAGACGAAGGUGCACGUGACGGGGUGCCCUUACUUCGGGCACCCUAACCCUCCGGCGGCGUGCGCCUGCCCGCUGAAGCAGGCGUGGGGCAGCCUGGACGCUCUCAUCGGGAGGCUCCGAGCCGCCUACGAAGAGAAUGGUGGUCGGCCCGAGUCGAACCCUUUUGGAGCCAGAGCUGUUAGGAUUUAUCUAAGAGAAGUUAAGGAAGGUCAAGCCAAGGCCCGAGGGGUCCCUUAUGAGAAGAAGAAGCGGAAAAGACCCACUACGGCGGCGACUGUGGUGUUGGAAGCAACUACGACUGCUACUCAAGUGGCCGCCGGCGGCGGCGGUAGUGGUGGUGGUGGUGGUGGGGAAGGUAGUAGUGAUGUUGUUCCUCCUACAACUGAAACAGUAUAGUUUUUUCCACUAAUUUUUCACUAUUUCUUCAAGUUUAAUUAUAAAUAGUAUGUAUUUUUUUUAGUUGUAAAUACGAGUUAUAUAACUGGCGAUUCUCUUACGACUAGAUCGACCCAUGAACAAAUCUAGAUAGAAUAGAACUUAGAGCGAUCUCUCGCUCUCUCUCUCUCAAAAGGAUUUUCACCAUUGAUUAUGAAGGUCAUUUUACUAUGGCUGAUCAUGUGAGUACAGAUUUGAGAUGGAGAGAAGAAAAGUUUGAAAGUCU